Molecule: messenger RNA, 4208 nt
Organism: Dicentrarchus labrax (European seabass)
Lineage: Eukaryota; Metazoa; Chordata; Actinopteri; Moronidae
Gene: calcoco1a
Product: calcium binding and coiled-coil domain 1a
Exons: 15
Coding region: 222-2180 (652 amino acids)
Source: RefSeq, a predicted model, not a curated record
GUGUUUUGCUUUGGUUUUUUGUUAUUGUUUCAGGUUAGUGGAGCAACUGAGCCCGAGAAGGAAAGCACGACUGUAUCGCUCAUGUUUUAGUUAUUUUCUCGCGGAUUGUGACUCCUGUAUCUGAUAGAGAGGCGGCUCGUUUAGACUGUUUGCAAAGAAGUGAGGGCGAUAAAAAAAAAAAAAGGUGAAAAUAGAAUAGCCUGCCUUUCUUUUGUGUUACCAUGGAGAAGGCUUGGCUGGUGGAGUUUAGAAAUGUGGGCUGCAGUUACUUCCCCCAGAGCAGAGUCGAUUGCCACUACACACUGAGCUCACAGCACAACUGGGCCAGCAAUGACUGGAUAGGACUCUUCAAGGUGGGAUGGUCGUCAGUGAAGGACUACCACACGUUUGUUUGGGCACUGGCCCCAGCUGAUUAUCAAGAGGGCACAGAUGUCAACUGCUGCGUGCACUUCCAGGCCUCCUACCUACCCAAGCCCAGCUCCCAGGAGUAUGAGUUUGUAUAUAUCGAUGCUAAGGGGGAAGUGUGCUCCCGCAGCUCCAAAUUCACUUUCUCCGCUCCAAAGCCACUUGAGGAUCUGGUGACCCUUGAGGAGGAGCCCCAUGGAGAGGAAGGAGGCACAGAUAUGUUGCUCGUAGUGCCCAGGGCUGAACUUCUGCAGAGUCGACUGCAGGAAUGUCUGCGAGAGCGCGCUGAACUGCUGCAGGUGCAAGAGGCGGCAAACAGGCAGAGGGAGAAAGAGAAGGUGGAGUACAAGAGGGCGAGAGAGGCCUGGGACAGACGACGCAAAGAGUUAGAAAGUGAUAUCACCUGGCUGCAUGAAGAGCUGAAGCAGAGUCAAGAGAAGAUCAAGGAGAUGGAGAGGAAGCAGAAGGAGGAGCAGGCUUUAGGAGAAUCACUAGCCCAGGAGAAAAGUACUUUAUUGGAUGCGAGGGAGGAGAGCAAAAUGCGAAUCAAAGAGCUGGAGGAGGAUAUCAAAACCCUGACUCUGAGAAUUGUGGAAAGAGAGACAGAGUUGGAAAGGAUAAAGGAAAGAGCAAAGAGGGCUGGAGCUCAGAAAAAAGAAGAGGAGAGUGAGAGAAAGAGCCUGCAGACCAAGCUGGAACAGACAGAGGGUGAACUGCGAAGUCUGUCUAAGGAGUUCCAGGGCCUGAGGAAUUCGCUGGCCCAGAGAGACACAAGUGUCCUGCAGCUCCAAAGCACCAUCACCACCCUUACCCAAAAACUGACCACUGCCCACAGGAAAGAGGCGGAGAGUGAGGCAACACUGAAGGAGAUGCGGAGCCUGCGGGAGCGUCUGAACGCGAGUGAGCGUUCUGCAGAGGGCUUGAAGAGUGAUCUGAGUUCCAUGGUAGCCCAGAGGGAUCAGGGGCAGGGUGAAUUGCAUCAGGCUCGUCUGCAGGCCGCCCAACUCACCCUUCAGCUUGCAGAUUCCAGUCUGGCCUUUAGAGAAGGAAGAGCCCGCUGGGCCCAGGAGAGGCAGUAUUUGCAGCGCAAUGCUGAGAAGGACCAGGAGCGUCUUGAGAAACUCAACACAGAGAUGCAGAGGAUGGAGGAGCGGCUGCAGGAGGAGAGGAUGGAGAGAGUGAAGCUGGAGGUUGAGCUUGGGAGAGAAAAGGAUUGCAACCGGGUUCAACUAAGUGAAACCCGCAGGGAGCUCCAGGAGCUGAAGGCCAGCCUGAGGGUUGCCCAGAAAGAGAAGGAGCAGCUACUUGCAGAGAAACAGGAGUUGAUGGAGUACAUCUGUCAGCUGGAGCAGAAGAUGGGGACAGUGGCCAGUGCCAAGUGGAGCGCUGCCCCGAUCACCUCUACAGGGCAGCCUGGCAGUGCUUUAUCUGACUCUGAGGACGAAAACCCAGAGGCUUUGCAGCCACUCCGUCCACCAAGACCUCUGGGACACUACAGCCUGUGUGAGCAGGGCCAGCCUGAUUCCUUGCUCCUUGCCACCCCUCCUCCCUCCCCCAGGGAGGUGGAGAGGAGUGCAGUGGUCAUCAACCAGCCAGCCCCGCUCUCCUCGCCACACCAGGCUGGCACUGACACUCUGGCACACAGCUCUGAUUCGGAGGAGGAUUCUGAUCCACUUCAGUGUGGAAGGCACAGCUCUGGAGAGGAAACAGCAUUUCUGCUGCCUGAACACAUGGACACUGUUCUCAGUGAUCUGGCCGACACCUCGCUAUGGUAACCAGUGGACAUCCAGCCACAGCGAAAGUGAUCAAAAGGAGAGGAGAAGGGGGACUUCCUUGGAGUUAAUGUGGUCCCACAUUACUUCCACUAACAAGCACAUAUACAGCUCACUCACUACACAGACAAAAUGUUAAUAUGCAAUUUACAUUGUAUCUGCCGUGAACCUUGGUUUUCCCCUCCUAGACUGUUGUGUUAUUGCCCUAGCUGUUUUGUUGUUAGGAAUGACAUAAUGCUCGUGGUGGCACGUCAACUCCGUGUUUAUGACUGACAUAAGACUGUUGCACAGUUUUAGGCAUGGGCUCUGGCGUUUGAGAGUUCACAGCCUGUAGCAGAAUGAUUUCUGUUGAAUCACUGCUAUGUCGAGAGCUUUACGAUGGAUGUUAUGUCGUUUUUAUGACAUUUGUGAUUAGGAGUCAUGACAGGCACUGUAAUUAUGAUGUUUUGUGCAGGCCCGGCUCCGUUGGAAAUCAUGGCAAAACUCUCUUCCAGCAUUAAAUUCUCCACAGCAGCUUUGAACACUAUUCAUGACAGCAUAAAGUAGUGAUACAGCAUCAUGCUAGAAUUAUAUUGCAGCAAUGUAGGUCUAUGACAUCAUAUUUCUCCUCCAUUUACUCAGAACUAAGGUUUGAUAUGCACUUUCUUGUACGCAUUAGUAGUUGAUUGUUGUCAUGCGGAUGCAGUUAAGGAGAUUUAGCGACGCAGAGGCGCUUUAAGACGGACAAGCAUUUGAAAUAGAGAGCUUAUUGAACAGAUUGUGUUUAAAGUCUAUUAAGAUAGAUGCCAGAUGCAACUUUCUACUUCAGUAACUUCAUAUCAUCAUUAUUAUAAAAUUAAUGCUCAUAUGCUUUUCACUAUAGAUCAGCUGCGGUUUUUACUUGCUAAUGAUCCUGGAUUUUACAUUUCCUAAUUAGAGAAAUGAAAUGCUAAUUUACUAGCUAGUCAUUUGGAUAUUUAGUGUUGGUCUUUGUUACAGUUUAUAUUGUACAGAAAUCUUAUCUCACAUCCAUGCGGUUCUAAAUUUGUGCCUAAAAGAAUGAGAAAAGAAUCAAAGAAAAUCAUCUUUAUAGAUCCUGACAUCAUGACAUGGUGUUGGUAUUUUCCCCUAGCCCUAUGGUAGUAUACUGCCUAAUAAAAAUUGCUGCCUACCUUUUAAUCAAUACUGUAUGCAUUUUUCAUGAUUUUCUAUUUAUAAUUAACUUGAGUUAUGCUGCAAUGAAACUAUAUUCAGGUUUAGUUUGAAAUAGGUGUUUGUUUUUCACACAACUGUUUGUGCAAUGUGUGACAAAAUUUUCCAUGCUUGGCUAAGAAGAUUUGCUAGACACUUUGAUGCUUAAUUUUAUCUGCUGUAUUUGCACCCUAUUUUUACUAUAGAAGAGUUUUUAGAUGAAAAGUUAUAUAUGGAUACUUAAUAUGUCAGUUGUGUCCUUUCAUCAUUAUCUUCAUCAUUUAGAAGUGUGUGUUUACGCAUUUAUCUAAACUUUUUUUGUUUUUAUCAUCUGUUUCCAAAUACUCACUUUGAUAUUUUAGUCAUAUUGUUGCAAGAUAUUGGUGCUAAUGAAAGGGAAUGAUACCAGCAUGUUGAGGUGGAAAUCUGCAAAAGAAACUGAUUAUUAAAGUAGUCGUGAAAGGAGUAAAUGUCUGUCCAACCUCUCAUUUACCUUGUCUCACUAGGUAUUUCAGUGUUGCACAUGUUGAUUCUCCUUAUAUAGAAGUAGGAAUGUUUUGAGGAGCUUGGUAUUCUUUCCCAGAAAAUGGCACACUACAUGUAUUCUCCAUAGUCUUUGUUUGUGGUUGUAAUCUGACUUUAUGUCUUAGGGAAGUUAUUUUUUUGUUGUUCCACUGCGAGCUCCAGUACUUGUACUCCUUGUCAGGACACUGUCUCCCAUUGCAAUAAAGCUCCAGUGGUUAUGGUUUGUUUUGAAGUUUUGUGUGUGAAGGUUAUGUACACCACCGUGUAUUUUCUUAUUAGUCAUGUAACAGGGUUUGGGUGGGGUUCUGCAUAAUAAAACGGUUUAUGUAUCCAUUA